Molecule: messenger RNA, 3363 nt
Organism: Yarrowia lipolytica CLIB122
Lineage: Eukaryota; Fungi; Ascomycota; Dipodascomycetes; Dipodascales
Source: RefSeq, a predicted model, not a curated record
AUGAAGCAAGAUCGAACUAAACGACGACUGUAUACUGGGCCUUACGACAACCCUGGUCGAACCAGCCGUAUCGACAGUAUGCAGCGCCAUCAAGACCACCUUGGUGAUCGAGGCACCGACGAGGGUCAAGCGACUCUCAAGUCGCUGGUUUCAUCGCUAUGGAGCAAGUUCCGAGGCAACUCGAACAGCAACACACGACAACGUCGCCAUUCGGUGGCUAUCGAGGAGGGUGACACAACAGCGGAAAUCCAGAGACAGCAGCAAGAGAACCAACAUCGGGUCGACAACAACGACACCAACGGCAUCGAGGAUGUCGUUAUUGAAGAGGAUGACGUUGAGGUUGUUGAAGUUGACACGGCCGCCUUUCAGUGGGUCAAUGGAGAUGCUGCAUCCAUCAUUAACGCAUACAAGGCUGCCAUGCUAGAAAAGCAAGAGGUCGGACAACGCCCUGAGCGAAAGCGGCUGGCACUCGGAUCGCCUGAGCGAGAUGCUGAGGAGGAGGAUGAUGAUUAUAUGACUGGAGCUCUUGUUUUGCAUAAGGGAGACCAAUACGACGACCGCAACGACGAACAUUACUACUAUAACAACAAUGACGCGACGUCAAAGAUGCUUUCCAAGUCUACUGCACAGAAGAAACAGCCCAACAGAUACAAGGUGGCUAUAGAGGCUAGAAGAGCGCCUGCCCGAAUCUCCAAGAGACCCAAGUACGUGGAUAGUGAAACUCAGACGUCAUCAGUGCCUAUUUCGCGACGGCUUCCAUGGUCUGUCGAUUUACAAUCACUGCCCCAGGAGCGUAUGUCUCGUCCGGGCUUUUAUUCUGCCAACUUUGAGCUGUCGGAUGAGGAAUCUGAGGAUGAAGUUGAGGCGCAGGGCAACGUGACUGCUGAGGAAAUCGACAAUCUCAACAAACCUCUUCCUUUCGAUCUCAAGGCCACCUUCCUGAAGCAUAGAACCCCGUCCAAACGAGCCCAGAAGACCGACGAGAGCUCCUCACCUGUUUAUACUCUUAACCGUGCUGCCACGAAGGCUACCACUAAACUCGUGGAAGACGCUACCGCCACGGAAUCUGUUGAAGAGCAACCUACAAAGGCCCUACCUGCACCUGAGUCGGUAGCUCCAGCCAUUUUGAGUACUUCUGUUGUCAAACCCAGCGCUGGCUUUGAUUUUGGAGGUAACAAGGACAGGAAGAAUGACGCGGCUGCCAAUAAGCUUGGCGAUGACACAAAGCCGAAGCCGUUUUCGUUUGGUGGGGCAAAGGACGAUGACAAAUCAAAGCCUUCAUUCUCAAUUGGUGCUGGACCAAAGGAUGGCGAUAAACCGUUGCCUUCGUUCUCCUUUGCCGGUUCCAAGGAUGGGGACAAGCCCAAACCUUCAUUUUCGUUUGGUAGGGCCACCGGAGACUCCGACAAGGCGCCUAAACCCUCUGAAAGCAAGCCUUCGUUCUCUUUCGGCUCAUCCAAGUCUGCAGAGGAGAAGCCCAAUUUCUCACUUGGAGCUGAGAAGACCAAGGAAACAAACGAAACAAACACUAAACCGCACGAAACAUCUUUCUCAUUUGGUGCCAAGAAGGACGCAUCGGUAGCAGCACCUUCUUUCUCAUUUGGGGCUAAGCCUGAGGAGAAGAAGCCCGAGGAGAAGAAGCCCGAGGAGAAGAAAGAUGCUCCUUCCUUUUCCUUUGGAUCAAAGCCAGAUUCGGAAAACAAGCCCGCUGCCGCUACGUUCUCGUUUGGAGCUAAGUCUGAUUCUGCACCCAAGCCUCUCACUUUUGGCAGCAAGCCCCUGGAUAAGGGAGACACGAACAAGCCCGCUGCUGAAGAUAAGGCCGCUUCGAAGCCCAUGUUUUCUUUCGGAAGCACCUCCAACACAGCAUCAGGAUCGACAGCAGCGACUACAGAUAGUUCCAAUCCCAGUACUAUCACGUUUGGCGCCAAUGCGCCCGAGGCACCCUCAGCUACUGAGAAGCCCCCAUUCUCAUUUGGCAUCAAAAAUGACACCAAGGACACUUCCACCGAGCCCGCAGCUCCCAAGCCUCUGUUGGGCGGAUUUGGCACUCCCUCUACGCCUUCUGCACUCGGUGGAAAGAGAGCUGCCGACGACGGCGAGCAUACAAGCAAAAAGCCCAUGUUUGGCAGCUCCACUGAAAAGCUAGCAGCUCCAUUUGGAUCAGAUGGCUCUUCAGACAACAAGGACGGGAGCUCGUCUGCACCCAAACCGUUCUCGUUCGGCUCGGGUACUGCUACACCUGUCAGCACAGGUUCUGGAACCUCUGCCCCUGUUGCCUUUGGUAACAACUCCGCGGUCACCACGAAUGGUGGAUCAGACAACAAGCCCUCUUUCUCAUUUGGAGGAGAAGCUCCAGCAUCGUCCAAGCCAAGUUUUUCUUUUGGUGGGGCUGCUGCAACCAACGAUAAGAAGGAGGAAAGCAAGCCCGCAGCAUUCGGCAGUGCUGCUCCCUCGUUUUCCUUUGGAGGUGCCUCCAAGUCAUCGUUUGGUGAGAGUAAGUCUUCGACCGCACAGGCUGCCAAGCCCGCAGCUACAGGAUUCUCCUUUGGAGCGUCUAAAAGCACACCUGCGGCCACUCCUUCCGCUGCCCCCUCGUCUGGGUUCUCAUUCAACAAGCCAUCCAGCGAGAAGCCCAUGUUCGGUGCUUCUUCCACUACAGCUCCUAGCGCCGGUGGCCUGUUUGGAGGAGACGCUUCUUCUACAGGUGCUUCAGCUCCCAGCUCUGGGGGUUUGUUCGGAGGAGCUUCAUCUACCCCCAGCACUGGUGGCCUGUUUGGAAAUUCCAGUAACACGUCCUCCGCUGGCAUGUUUGGAGCCAAGCCCAGUGCUGAGAGUUCAGGAGGCUUCAAAUUUGGCUCCACUACUAAUGCAUUCGGCAGCUCUAACAACGCUGCCUCUAGCUCUGCAGCCACCAACAACGCGACACCGGCAAGUUCUUUUGGUUUUGGAGGAGCCGCCCCCGCACAACCUGCGACCACGGGCUUUGGCUUUGGAGGUGCGCCCUCGAACACUGCAUCCUCUUCUUUCGGCGCUACUGCUCCCGCCACCAACAGCUCUGGCGGUUUCAAUUUUGGCGGUGCAGCUCCUGCAGGUGGAGCAGGCAACUUCAGUUUUGGCGGAAUCGGCAGUGCAGGGUCAGCCGCGAAUACCUUUGGUUUCAACGGAGGUGCUGCUGCCCCAUCGACCCCCGGUACCCCUGCCAACAGCUUUGGUGCGAACACUGCGCCUGCUCCUCAAACUCCCAACUUUGGUUCUCCUGCACCUGUCCAGAACAACAUGUUUGCCCAGGGUUUCGCCCCUGCUGGCGAUGGAUCGGGCAGAAAGAUUGCACCGCUCCGAGCCAGGAAUAGACGACGAUAA